This is a messenger RNA of Rhodofomes roseus, 2046 nucleotides long. RefSeq lists its product as uncharacterized. Bases 264 to 1850 code for a protein of 528 amino acids. The transcript is spliced from 5 exons. Gene Ontology annotation, biological process: protein deubiquitination. NCBI's taxonomy places the organism in Eukaryota, Fungi, Basidiomycota, Agaricomycetes, Polyporales, Fomitopsidaceae. Gene Ontology annotation, molecular function: cysteine-type deubiquitinase activity. The record is from RefSeq and is a predicted model, not a curated record.
CUUCUCGUUGUUCCCCAGUCAAGGCAUUGUUCGCCCUCUUCAGCCUCUGCCCGUCGGAAACGCGAGCACCCCUCUCACAGAGUCUACCACCCUCGCCCCAAACCGCAGCACUCCGAAGAGGAGGCUGAAUUUGGGCAGCUUGCGCACUGGUUUCGCUGUGUCCGAGGUCCCCGGCAGGACCCGGAACCGCGUGGUUGGCUGCUGUCCUGAACGACGGGGCGAGCAGCACCGACGACGAGCAGACGAAUACACCCGACGACGCGAUGGGUUCAUCCAAGAGGAAGGCUGCGAAGCCUCCGCCGCAACUGCGCUCCCGCACAACGAGGAGCAGAGGCAAGCCCCUAAACCUCUCUGAUCCAGCUGAGAAUGGCCAGCUGCUCAAUGAGCAACUACGCGCCAUGGGGCUCUAUGCCGCCCCGACCCUCGGCGACGGGAACUGCCUCUUUCGCGCGCUCUCCGAUCAGCUUUACGGCACGCCCUCUCACCACCUUAGACUGCGCCAGGACAUCUGUGACUGGAUAGCAUCCCACAAGCAACGCUAUGCGCCCUUUGUCGAUGACGAACGGGGUCUAGACGUUCAUCUCCAAUGCAUGCGAGAACCAGCGACAUACGGCGGGCAUCUUGAACUAUCCGCCUUUGCACACAUGACCCGCCGUGACGUCAAGGUCAUCCAGCCCGGGCUCGUGUACGUGAUCGAGUGGGCCGCGGGCGGCGACGCAGACGAAGAUGCAGAUAACGUCGCCUCGACAUCCUCCGCCCCGCCGACGUCCUCUGCGGCCGUCGAGUCAACGGCGAAUGGGCGUGAGAAACGGCGCGCGGCGCGCGAUCGCAAGCGCGCAGAGAAGGAACGCGAGAGGCCGCCGCCGCCGCCCGAGCCUUCAGAAGAGGACGACCCUCCUGGCCCAGUCUACGUUGCAUAUCAUGACUGGGAACAUUUUUCAUCUAUCCGCAACUUGCGAGGUCCACAUACAGGGCUGCCCAAGGUUGUCGAAACGCCUGCACAAGAUACUUCCAGACCGCCUUCACCGGCACCAGCCAAGAAGCCGGCCUCAAAGGCUAAGACUAAGCCAGAGUCCAAGGCGAAACCUGAAUCCAAGGCGAAGGGCAGAGUAGCCGCACUUGCGCAGGCAGAGGCACCAGAGCCGCAGACGCCAUCGCAGAUCCCACUGCCCUCGUCCCGUUCGGUGUCGCCGCUACCCUCGCGAGCGUCACCCGUACUAUCGUCUGCACCGACUCUGCCCUCAGACUCGAACGAAGCACUUUCAUAUCGUUCGCCGAAGCGGACGUUCGACGAGUCGUCUGCAUCAUCGCAGGGGCAUUCAGAGAGUUCACAAAGCGCAUCUAAGCGGCAGAAGAGCUCCUCACGGCCAUCUUCGACGGCCGCCCGGGAUAGCGAACAGUCAGCCGUUGGCAGCGCACCGCAUGGCAUGGACAUGCUCGUUGACGAUGCAGAUCUCGACACGCCCGAGUUGUCGGCGUCAGGGUCAUCGUCUGCAUCCGAGAGUUCCCUCUCUUCCGUCCCAUCGCCAGAGCCUUCCCCGCCUCCCCCCGUACUGCCUCCCUCCCCAGUACAGCCGCGUCUCACACGCCGGCAGCGUAAAGCACUCGGUUUACCGAGACCUCGCGCGGCGCUUGUGGCGAAGACUACGGCGAAGACGAAGGGCGGUGCGGGGAAGAUCGUCAUCCCAGGCGGGAAGUCGAGGAAGUUCGCGAGCAAGCCUGGGGUGCAGGACACCGGCGACGGCGACGGCGAGGCCGAAGACGAGGCAGAGGCGGGCGCGGGCGCGGAGUGGAGGAACAACGGCACGGGCCGCGUGGACGUGCGGGGGUUUCGCGAACUGAAGAUCUAAUGACUCGCCCCGGCGGGGUGCGCCCGCUGCACUCGAUCUAUCGCAUUUUUGCAUCAGCAGGGACAUUCGGACAUCUCGCACAUCAUCUCCUCUCUCGGACUCCCCGUCGUCAUCGUCGUUGUCGUCGUCUUGUUUUGUCAGUGCACCGCAACCCAUCUCCUACGCAGCAUCCCCUUCUUCCUCAGUGUCUUCCUCG